AUUCUCAAUGGCAGCUCUGGCAUAGUUGGUAUCAGUGAGCAGUGCUGUGAACAAAUUGGACUCACAUACACCCUGAUAAAAGGCUGGCAAAUGGAGUCCGUGAAUGGAUUGGUUGAUCAGCUGCUUGGACACAUUCCAAAUUUAUGCAUUGGUGUCUCCGGCCUCAACUUCCAUGUCCAGGCAUUUGUACUCCCCAAUCUGCCUUUCCACCUGCUCCUUGGUCGCCCCUUCCAUGUCCAUGCCUCUUGUGUCAUGCAGGAUUAUAUGGAUGGCAAACAGAAGAUCCAGAUCACCUGUCCAAAUUCC
Molecule: messenger RNA, 306 nt
Organism: Dacryopinax primogenitus
Lineage: Eukaryota; Fungi; Basidiomycota; Dacrymycetes; Dacrymycetales; Dacrymycetaceae
Exons: 1
Source: RefSeq, a predicted model, not a curated record